UUAUGUUAUCAAUUUAAUGAAAAUUACGCGUAAAAAAAGUCCAAUGAUAUUAAAACCUUAUUUGAUUAAAAUAUUAACAGAAUGGUAGAAGAUCCUUCGAUUCAACAUUUGAUCUCAUGGGCUCCUUCUGGUGACGUUUUCAGUGUUUCUAAUCCAACCGAAUUUUCAAAAUCGGUCUUACCGCAGUAUUUUAAACAUAAUAAUUGGCAAAGUUUUGUCAGACAAUUAAAUAUGUAUGGAUUUCAUAAAGUGAAUGAUAUGUUUCAUGCAAAUCCAACAAGUGAAAGUCAAGCUUGGGAAUUUAAACAUCCAGAUUUUCGUCGUGGGCAACUAUUAGCUUUACAAAAUAUUAAACGUAAAAGUUCAAAACCUGCCAAUCCUAGUAAUAUGAAAGGGAAUUUAGGUAGUUCUGGUACAGGUCAGAGUCCUUCAGCUGAUACUGAUACGCGUGAUGAUAGAAUUGAUUGUUUAACAACACAAAUGUCUGAAAUGAUGGAUAGAAUGCGUCAAAUGAAUGAAAGUUAUAGUUUAUUAUAUGCUGAAACUGUUUCUUGUAGAAUGUUACAAUCAAAACAUCAACAGGUACAUUCAAUUAUUUUUAUAUAGACCCAAAGAGAUUCUUGAGAUGAAAAUAUUAUUUAUACAUAAUUUAUUUUAUAGGUGAUCACUGCUAUUACAAAUCUUUUAGCUUCAAUGUCUAGAGAAGGUAAUUUAUUAAAGAUUUUUUAUAUCGUUUUAUAUGAUCGUUUUUUUUUUUUAACAACUUAAUU
Molecule: messenger RNA, 770 nt
Organism: Rhizophagus irregularis DAOM 181602=DAOM 197198
Lineage: Eukaryota; Fungi; Glomeromycota; Glomeromycetes; Glomerales; Glomeraceae
Source: RefSeq, a predicted model, not a curated record